CCCCGCCGCUUCCCCAGGGCCCCUAUAAUCCUCCAAUCCCAACAACAAACAGCUGGCCGCUUUCAAACUUGUCCAACCUGCGAGCAACACUGUUGUAAUUGAAUGACUCAGCUUCUUUAACCAGCGCGAUAGGAAUCCCGACAGAGACACCAAAGAGUCAUGUCAAGUCAGAGCAACGACGGAAUCCCGCUGUCGCACGGCCCAGACACAGCCGGCUAUAAGCUGCUGGAGCUGCCGCCCGAGCUGCUGGAACUGCUCGAAAGCCCUGACGCUCCAACCCUCACCCUCCACUCCUCCCCGACAACCGCCCUGCUCAAGGUCCCCACGACCAACAAGACCUACUCCCUCCGGCAAAAGAACACGUCCAACGCGCUCAUCCUGCUGUCGCCGACACAAACACCACCGCCACAACCAUCCACUCACCCCGACCCCGCCCACCAUGACGGCCAUGAUGAUGGCAACGACGGGACCAGUCCGAGCGGGAUGGAGACAUAUCCCGCCGCGGCCGGCCUGACGGCGAUCGCGACGGUGCACGAGACGAUCGAGCUCGUGCCCGUGGCGGAAACUGACGUUGCGGGCGGUGGUGGUGCCGGUGCUGGUGGUGAGGCCGGGUUGCCGAAGGCGAGGGGGAAGUGGCAUGAGAAGUUUGGGCGGGGACGGUAGGGGGGAGGCAGCAACAGAGGAUAAAAGGGAAGAUGGCCUGGUAGGUAGCAUGAUGGGAAAGGGAGUGGGUUGGGUUUGGGAAAUGG
Thermothielavioides terrestris NRRL 8126 is the source of this 749-nucleotide messenger RNA. RefSeq lists its product as uncharacterized. The record is from RefSeq and is a predicted model, not a curated record. Lineage: Eukaryota; Fungi; Ascomycota; Sordariomycetes; Sordariales; Chaetomiaceae. The transcript is spliced from 2 exons. Gene Ontology annotation, biological process: mitotic sister chromatid cohesion. Gene Ontology annotation, cellular component: Ctf18 RFC-like complex. The coding region runs from base 160 to 663 and encodes 167 amino acids.